Messenger RNA from Lynx canadensis (Canada lynx), 3454 nucleotides. Its product is annotated as bcl-2-like protein 2. Gene Ontology annotation, molecular function: protein homodimerization activity; protein heterodimerization activity; RNA binding. Gene Ontology annotation, biological process: intrinsic apoptotic signaling pathway in response to DNA damage; extrinsic apoptotic signaling pathway in absence of ligand; negative regulation of intrinsic apoptotic signaling pathway. The transcript is spliced from 4 exons. Gene Ontology annotation, cellular component: mitochondrial outer membrane. The record is from RefSeq and is a predicted model, not a curated record. NCBI's taxonomy places the organism in Eukaryota, Metazoa, Chordata, Mammalia, Carnivora, Felidae. The coding region runs from base 388 to 969 and encodes 193 amino acids.
UGGGCAGUCUUCAGGCUCAGGAGCCCAACCUGGCCCUCUGUCUCCUCUCCACCCUGCUCCUCUUGGCCUCCAGCAGCCCUCUCUCUUCCGGAGUUGUGGCCUUCCCAAGCUUGCUUCCCAGCUCCGCCCCUCUCUCUGGACGCAUCUCUGGGCCCCAUCAUCACCCGGCGCCGGGCCCUCCCUCCCACCCCCCUUUCUCCUCCCUCCUUCCUUCCCUCCCUUCCUCCGUCUCUCCCUCCCUCCCAGCUCCUGCACCAGGAAACGGCCCGGAUCCUGGCAGCGGCCUGACCCGGCUCCACGCUGGCCAGGAGGAUGAAAGGCCCCAGCUGGGGGCUCCUUGCCACCAGCGCUGGGUCCUAAAAGCUGCCAUCCAGGCUGGCUGCCCGGAUGGCGACCCCAGCCUCAGCCCCAGACACACGGGCUCUAGUGGCAGACUUUGUAGGCUAUAAGCUGAGGCAGAAGGGUUAUGUUUGUGGAGCAGGCCCUGGGGAGGGCCCAGCAGCUGACCCACUGCACCAAGCCAUGCGUGCAGCUGGAGAUGAGUUUGAGACCCGCUUCCGGCGCACCUUCUCUGAUUUGGCAGCCCAGUUGCAUGUGACCCCUGGGUCAGCCCAGCAACGCUUCACCCAGGUCUCUGAUGAACUCUUCCAAGGGGGCCCCAACUGGGGCCGCCUUGUGGCCUUCUUUGUCUUUGGAGCCGCACUGUGUGCUGAGAGUGUCAACAAGGAGAUGGAGCCACUUGUGGGACAAGUGCAAGAGUGGAUGGUGGCCUACCUGGAGACACGGCUGGCCGACUGGAUUCACAGCAGUGGGGGCUGGGCGGAGUUCACAGCUCUAUACGGGGACGGGGCCCUGGAGGAGGCACGGCGUCUGCGGGAGGGGAACUGGGCCUCAGUGAGGACAGUGCUGACAGGGGCCGUGGCACUGGGGGCCCUGGUAACUGUAGGGGCCUUUUUUGCUAGCAAGUGAGAAAGUCCAGGGCCAGGUGGGGCUAGGUGUAGUUGGGGGACAAGAGAGCAGGAACACAGAAAAGAAAUGCCCUUGGAAGAAGUGGGUGAAUGGAUGGGCAUGGAAUGGGGAUGGGAAGGGGCAGGGUACUGUGGGAAGGAGCUGUGUGUGCCAGGCAGGCAGUCGGAAGGAUGAGCUGGAGACAUUAGGGGAUGUGUUUGGAAAGCGAGCAGGCCAGGAGAUGGAGGCAUUCCAGGGUUGGGAGGAGGUGGGAGAGAUCAUGCCUAUAGGUAUAGGCACACAAAACUGUAACUAGAGCUUACUUUGUAGCCCUAAAGAAGGAGGAUUUGCAUAAGGGGUUGUGUCUCCAUUGGAUGAGUGAGAUUUGGGGAAAAACACCGAAGGCACAUCCCUUUGGAAUGGAAGCUUGGAGUUCUCAGGUGAUAGGGAGAGGUGGCUGUGAUGUUGGGCUGCUUGGACAUGUGUAUGCAUGUGCACGCGUGCUUGUGUGCAUGCUAGGCUGCUUGUCUAACAUGGUGGCGGCCGUAUUCACAGAGAAAACAUUCCCUGUUGAAGUGGCAAGAACAAGGGGCAGCUCUCUGCCCCUCCUCCCAACUCCCUCCUCCCCCUCUCCUUGUCCUGAUGCCUCAAGGCUAUGGGAAAAACACUGUAUCCAGAAGAGGGCUUUGGGCACUUUUCCACAGAAAGUCAUUUGCAGGGCUUUGGAGAUAAGUUCUGUAGCUGGCCCUGUUGCUUCACCGUCCCUAUUCCUUGUGCAUCAUGCACUUGCUGCUGCCUCCUGGGCUCUGACAGAAAACAGGGCCGUGGAGCCUGCAGUGGGGGUGGGUGGGGAGCUGGACCUACCUGCCGCCCUCCUCUCCCACUGGGGCACACUGGUGCCUAAAGUGUUCCCUGUCUCUGGGACUUUCUGCACCCAAACUCAAACUCUAAAUUGGGACUCUAAUUUUCCUUGUGAGUGUGUGGAGGUAAAUGCUGAUCUAGAGUACAGUCUGGGUCUUGCACUGUGUCUCAGUGAGACUGUUGAUGCCUUGAGAGGAACAUUCCAGCUCUGAACCCCAUAGGUGUGAGGGUGACCUAUACUCCGUGACUGGCCUAUUCCGUGUAGUGGGCUUUGGUGCUGCUUUAUCAAGGGCCAGAUAUAUGGGUUCUAGAGUACCUACCACGACCUAGAAGCAUUCAUAUUUUCUUUGAAGCCACGCUGUUUGCAUGGGUGUUACUUGUCUGUACCUCUGAGUCUGAGGACGUUAACUUUAGAGCUCACAGUCCUCUAGAACAGAUUCCACUUAUAGCUUUUUCUUUUGAGAAAGAAAUGAUUUCACUCCAGAUGCAUGCCCUGAGCCAGACCUCACUGCUGCACUUCCCAAGGUGCUAAAAUUGCUGCUCUCCAAUGCUGACUUCAGACACAGUGCUCUAGAACCCUGCCCUUGAUCCUGAGCACUGAUCAGCUUAGCUAGACCAUGGUUGACUCUUCUUGGGAUUUUCAUUUGGUCCCAAAAUGUGGCAACAUAGUUGUACUCACAAGAAUGUGGGACCAAAAUUGGCCUCAGGUGUUUAGCCCAGACUUUUGCUUUUGAGAGAGGGCUGCACUUUUUAAUGGUAUUUAUAGGGGAGGUGGAAGACUGCAUGUGCCACUUGGUCCAUCGUGAGUAUGCUGAUACCAGAAACUCAGAGCUGGUCUGUGGCAGGCAGUUGGGGUGGGGUGGGGGGUCUCUGACUUGCUCAGGACAAACUAGACCAGUGGUUUUCAGGCUGCUUGGCAGAGCCCUGAGGUUUCCUAGGGGUUGCCUCAGGAGGCCUUGGGGAGGUGAAGGGAGGGGGUGCUGAGCAGGCUGGGCUACUUGUCCUUAAACAGAAUAGCUCCCCUUGUAGCUGUCUUACAUAUCGGGGUUCAGGGUAAGAUUUUAUUUGCAUUAAGGGGUUUGCUGCUGAAAAAAAAAGUUGGAAAACCACUGACUAGACCAUCAGCUCCAAAUUGGAGCCUCUGCUCCCCCAGGUUUGGGGCAGACUCCACCCCUCCCCUCUACCACAAGACCACCUAUCCCUGUUAACUCUCCUGGGGAACUUUAGCUAACAGGAGCAGCAGGGACCGUGGUCAGGUAACUGAAAUGCCCUGCUCUGAGGCCUUCACACCUUGGUAGAAGGAGAAGUUGUUUUCUGAAAGGGUAAAGGGCUUGGAUUCCCAGAAGCAUAGCUUGAAUGGGACCGUAGUGGGCAGUUUUGAUCUGUCCUGUCCUUGAGGGGCAAUGGAAACCCCAGAGACUCUUCUGUCAGGGAAAACUAGAGACUCUUCUAGAGCCAUAUAGUUCCUUGGGAUUAGCUCUUGGCCAGGAAGGCUGAGUAUGGCUCCCAAUUUUUAAAUCUAUUUCAUUUUUAAAAAAUAAGGGAAAUAAAUCUAAUUGCCAUUUUUCAGAGAUUAAAUAGGUAGAGAGGGUGUUUCUUGCUCUCCAGAGCCCAAAGGGACAUAUAGGGAUUUUGCUUAGGCCAA